This is a messenger RNA of Aspergillus steynii IBT 23096, 1625 nucleotides long. RefSeq lists its product as uncharacterized. The transcript has a single exon. The coding region runs from base 333 to 1625 and encodes 430 amino acids. The record is from RefSeq and is a predicted model, not a curated record. Lineage: Eukaryota; Fungi; Ascomycota; Eurotiomycetes; Eurotiales; Aspergillaceae.
CAGCACCCAGACUCGACCGGGUUGGCCAAGACAGAGGAUGUGUGAUGGCCGUGCCGAGCGUGCAGCAGGGCGCCUAAAUUGCACCAACGACGGCACAGCAACGGGCAUCCCCAUCCCGCUCAAACUCAACCCUCCUCAUGGCGGUUUCUUCACACUAUCACAUCCAAUCACUUGGCACAGGUCUGCCGGUAUAUCACCCUGGCCCCUCUUCUUUCAGGAAGUGUCACACUCUAUCUCUUUCUGUAAGGGAUUUGCGGCCUCAUUUGCAAUCCCGCGAUAUGCCUACGGAUCCUACUUAAUAUCACUCGUUGUCUGAGGGUCAUUCAUUUACCAUGUCCACUCUUACAUGCAUCGCAAUUCUGUUAUCGCCGGCCGGUGUUGCUGCCAGCGGCUCAAUCUUCCCAGAUAAUUCGGUCCUCCUGUCCAAAUUGCGUCGGGAUAACGACCUAUCCGUCAACCCUCCUCUGGAUCAGUCCCUUCUGGCCAUCCAAGUUGGCGGCAUUGUCGGGGCAUACGUGAUCUUCGUCGCUGUCCUUCUGACCCUGCUGCUCUUCAUAGGACGACGCCUACGCAGGACCGUUCAAUCGUCCAAUUUCAGUUUGCAGGUAGAAAUGAUGAGGCCAGCCAAGCCAUCCGUCAGUAUCGACCCGAGUCCGGUCACCCCCAUCUCCGUCAACCUUCCCAGUCCCAACCGACCGAACAACUUCAAUAGGUCGUGGAGUAGUUUGGCCCGGGGGUCAAGGUCUCAUAUAUCCGGGAAUGGCAGCGUCGCCACCAUCGACGAGUCGGUAAUCGCAUAUGAUAGGCGCCGAGCGCAGGAGGAAAUGGAGAUGCUUUACGCCGCCGUGCUGGAGCAUGACGAGCAGAAAGCCGCAGGGGCAACGAGCUCUGAGGAAGAGAAGGAUGUUCAGUCUCCCGAUAGCGCCAUGACAAAUCCCUUCACCGAUCGUUCCUCACGGGUCUCCGAGGGCCCUUCGGCGGCUCCGAUGAGAUCUCCGAUGAAAUCUCCGACGAGCCCGAGAAGCUCACGCCUGUCCAAGAUCUCAUCACUCUCGCUGUUCAACUCGAACAACAACACGAACCCGCGAUCUCCUGCCGACACUAGCAAGCUUCGGUCUCCCCGGAUUGCCCUCCGAAAGUUACCCAUUUCGUCCCCCGUGGGCUCUCCGGACGUGACCGCUUCGGCCUCGUACGGCGAAGAACAACCGCCGUUGACACCCCGGACCUAUAAUCCGCCUCCGCCACCGACGCCUCCGGCCGCCAUCGGCCGAGCGCCUCACGAGAGAGUCCCGGGGGUUGGAAGGGCACCCGCCCCUGCACCACUGACUUUGUCGACGGUCAGCAGUCAAGGGGCCUCCUCAUUGCCCUUCCGAGAUGCGUUCCCGCUGCAGAGUGCACCGGCCACUAAAACCACGGUCUUGGAGCGACCGGAGAAACCGAUUGGAGGCCCUCGGACGGGGCUGCCGACCCCGUAUAGCCCGUAUAUGCCCUUUACGCCGGUCACGCCCCUCACACCCAGCCGGAUUGUCACCAAGCGGCAACGCAAACGAGAAGUUAAGGAGAACGGGCUGCGGGUGCUGAAUGAGGACGACAUGGUGCGGGAUGACGGGGACGUGUGGGGAUGA